AUGAUAUUUAUCAGCUCGAGGCGAAAUAAGCGGAACGGCGUGAAUUUAUUUGUGUUAAGUCUACUAGCCUUUUUAACAACGAUCAAUGCGUUGUCGGAAUAUCAAGUUUUGGAAGUUGUCAAAGGAUUUGCGGAUAGUUAUCUAGCGCCGAAGAAUAUAGAAGUGGCUAGGAGUAUAAAUAGUACACUAUUUGCUGAGGAUGUUACGGGAACUGCGGAUUUAUCGACAAAUUUCGAUGGUAGAGAAUUGUCAACUGAAUAUCUAUUCGGUCUAUUUGUCAAUACAGCGGAAGAUCAAAAUGAUCCUUCGCCAUUCGGAUCCCCAAUAUCAUACAAUGUGACAGCUCUACUGGUUCAGCAUAACUUCAUCUCCACUUCGAUCAAAUUCCAGUUCCAUUAUCCGAUACUGAACGAGACUUUCCCCAUUCAAAUCGACGCAUUCAUGCAAGUCAACGAGAAUAGUGAGAUCCAGCAAUACGAUGUAUCAUUCAGGAGAUGGGCUUGGGCUACAGAUAAUAUAAUACCCAAGCUUAUACCUUUUAUGCAAAAAGGCUUGAAUCUGACCAACAUUACCGAUACGUCUGUCAUCCUACGAACAUACCUCUCUGAAAAGAUAUGUCAGAUGGCGAUGGAUCAUUGUACAGGUCCUUACGAGCAGUAUAAGGACACAGAGGAAUGUAUGACGUUUUUGAAUGGGAAGGAGAUAGGUGAAUGGUAUAGAUAUCAGAGUGAAGAUCAACUGAUGUUGAUUAUUUUGCCGUUCUUCACGCCAGAAGAUAAUCUCGUCUGCCGACAUCUACACGUACCGAUGUUACCUCUCAGACCAUCCGUACAUUGUCCGCAUAUUGGUCCAUCAGGAGGUGAUAUGUGUAUAGCACGGGACUACAAACAAGUGGUCAUGGAUUCGCAUUUCCCACAAGGAUGGCUUGCACCUAAAUAUGUCACUCCUGAGAAUCAAGAUGAAAUAGGAGGUAUUUAUGCCGUGAGCGGUGAAGAUUUAGAUCCUUUGUUAGAGAUCGCUCUUAGUCCUGGCGAUAGUCAUUCGUGGGAUCCUACGCUGUAUGCUACUGCCUUACUAGGCUACUUUCUAAUUUUCUACGUCGUAUCCAAUAUAUUUUGGUUUAUCUACUUCAGACGUUCUUCUGUAUUCCCUACUUUGGGGUUGGAGCAUCAGAAGAACGUUGUCAUGUAUACGAUGAACAUCAUCUUCACCACUAUUGCCCUGGCACUCGAAUUGGUAGCUGCUCCAGCUUUCGCCCAACGAUAUGCGUUAUGGGAAGUCCAGUGUUUGCGGACAGCAGGGGUGUUAGUUUCCGCUUUGUAUAUAUUCGAAUUGAUCUACAAGCUGAAGAUGAGGAUACCCAUGAUCGCCCAUCAUUUCUUAACUAUCAUUGCUAUUUCCUUCACCGUUACGGUUUUUGAAUAUACUCUGUCGAUGUCAUAUUUGAUUUCAGCUGUUAUAUGGUUAUUUCAAGCUACGACUGAACAACCUACAUUCUUCGGAUUACUGGGAUAUCGUCUAGAUUGGGAUCGUCGGACGGUAUCGACAAUCCUCAAAAUUGCAGCUGUACAGACAUUCAUUUUCAAGUCAGCAAGCGCAAUUGGAUUAGUGGUAUAUUGGGAGGUGCAUCAGAAUUAUUCGUAUAGACCCAUGGACAAAGCGUGGAACAGUAUGGUGUUUAUUUUGGCCAUUGGCUUGAUGUUAACGCAGAUAUGGGGGUCAUGGGUAACUUACCAGAUCGCUAUAAGAAUCAUCAAACAGCCCAUUUUACUUGGUAAUCCCAAAUUCAAAGGAUCCAAUUUGGCGAUAUAUCAAACUAUCAGAUUAAAAUCUGAAGACGAUGGUCAAAAUCAUAAGCGAAGUGAUUCGUCUGGUUCUGGUACCGCCUUAGAUGAUGAUAUUGAUCGAUAUGAAAUCAUGACUACGGAUGAGUCUACUCCGCUUCCUUCAGGAGGUAGUCUGAAUAGAUUACCCUCUUUAUCUUCUUUAGAUGGGACUGGAAGGAAUAGGUUGAUGAGUAACGCGGAUUAUAUCAGGGUUAGAGAUAAAGUCAAUAACGAACAAUACCCUUACUCCGGAGGAGGUGGGGGUUUGAUGGUUGGAUUGGAUCCUGCCAACAUACCUUUACCUAGAUCACCUUCUUUGCUUUCUCCUGCGUCCUGUUCGGCAAGGAGUCAUGAUCAGUAUCUGAGCACCACUCCGAACCCGACGGAUCGUGCUCGGGAUGAAGGUGGUAAGAGUGGAAUAAGGAAUUCAGCGAGUUUCGGUAGAGCUUUAUAG
Kwoniella mangroviensis CBS 8507 is the source of this 2280-nucleotide messenger RNA. RefSeq lists its product as uncharacterized. The record is from RefSeq and is a predicted model, not a curated record. The coding region runs from base 1 to 2280 and encodes 759 amino acids. Lineage: Eukaryota; Fungi; Basidiomycota; Tremellomycetes; Tremellales; Cryptococcaceae. The transcript has 22 exons.